This is a messenger RNA of Ochotona curzoniae (black-lipped pika), 2242 nucleotides long. It is a transcript of the gene PPM1A, whose product is annotated as protein phosphatase, Mg2+/Mn2+ dependent 1A. Gene Ontology annotation, cellular component: nucleus; cytosol. The record is from RefSeq and is a predicted model, not a curated record. The transcript has 7 exons. The coding region runs from base 160 to 1356 and encodes 398 amino acids. Gene Ontology annotation, biological process: negative regulation of canonical NF-kappaB signal transduction; positive regulation of canonical Wnt signaling pathway; protein dephosphorylation. Lineage: Eukaryota; Metazoa; Chordata; Mammalia; Lagomorpha; Ochotonidae. Gene Ontology annotation, molecular function: magnesium ion binding; manganese ion binding; protein serine/threonine phosphatase activity.
CCGGGGGCCCGGACGCAGCCCGGCUCCUGCCCUGGUCGGCCGCCCGCCCGCCCGCCGCCGCGGGGACCCCCUCGUCGCCCCCUGCCCGCCGCCGCCGCCUCGGCCGACCGAGGGACCUGCCCGCCCGCGGCUGCUCCGGAGCUAGAGGAUCAAGACAUAAUGGGAGCAUUUUUAGACAAGCCAAAGAUGGAAAAGCAUAACGCCCAGGGGCAGGGCAACGGGCUGCGGUACGGGCUGAGCAGCAUGCAAGGCUGGCGCGUGGAAAUGGAGGAUGCACACACGGCUGUGAUCGGCUUGCCAAGUGGACUUGAAACGUGGUCCUUCUUUGCCGUAUAUGAUGGGCAUGCUGGUUCUCAGGUUGCCAAAUACUGCUGUGAGCAUUUGUUAGAUCACAUCACCAAUAACCAGGAUUUUAAAGGGUCUGCAGGAGCGCCCUCGGUGGAGAAUGUAAAGAACGGAAUCAGAACAGGUUUUCUGGAGAUCGAUGAACACAUGAGAGUCAUGUCAGAGAAGAAGCAUGGUGCAGAUAGAAGUGGGUCAACAGCUGUGGGUGUCUUAAUUUCUCCCCAACAUACAUACUUCAUUAACUGUGGAGACUCCAGAGGUUUACUUUGUAGGAACAGGAAAGUUCACUUCUUCACACAAGAUCACAAGCCGAGUAAUCCACUGGAAAAAGAACGAAUUCAGAAUGCAGGCGGCUCGGUGAUGAUCCAGCGCGUGAACGGCUCUCUGGCUGUAUCGAGGGCGCUUGGGGAUUUUGAUUACAAGUGUGUCCAUGGAAAAGGUCCCACGGAGCAGCUGGUCUCCCCAGAGCCCGAAGUCCAUGAUAUUGAAAGGUCUGAGGAAGACGAUCAGUUCAUCAUCCUUGCGUGUGAUGGCAUAUGGGAUGUCAUGGGGAACGAAGAGCUCUGUGAGUUUGUGAGAUCCAGACUUGAAGUUACUGAUGACCUUGAGAAAGUUUGCAAUGAAGUGGUCGACACCUGUUUGUAUAAGGGAAGUCGAGACAACAUGAGUGUGAUUUUGAUCUGUUUUCCAAAUGCACCCAAAGUGUCAGCAGAAGCGGUGAAGAAGGAGGCAGAGUUGGACAAGUACCUGGAAUGCAGAGUAGAAGAAAUCAUAAAGAAGCAGGGGGAAGGCGUGCCUGACUUAGUCCACGUGAUGCGCACGUUAGCCAGCGAGAGCAUCCCCAGCCUCCCUCCCGGGGGCGACCUGGCUAGCAAGCGGAAUGUAAUUGAAGCCGUUUACAAUAGACUGAAUCCUUACAAAAAUGAUGACACUAGCUGUCCACUGCACCCACUCUCUCACACACACCCUGACUGCUCUCAUCUCUGCCUGCACCACAGUUGUAGUGAUUGAGGACAGAAUCACGGACUCUACAUCAACUGAUGAUAUGUGGUAAAACUGCUCAUCUAGCCAUGGAGUUUACCUGCACCUCCAAAGGAGAGUACGGCUUGAACCUUUUAACAUCCAUCCUCAGCAUUAAGGAAGGGAUAUGACGUGGUGAGAGAGAUUACAUCAGAGAACUUCAGCAGUACAACAGCUAGCCCAGAACUGAUUUUUUUUUUUUUUGUGAAUUUGAAACUUAUGUAAAAGUGAUUUCAAACCAUAAUUCAUGUUGUAAAUCAGACUCCAGCAAUUUUUGUUGUAUGAUUUUGGUGUUUUUUUUUUUGUAAAGUAUAAUUGUCUAUGUACAAAAUACUCAUAUUUAAUUAUGAACUGCUUUAAAUCACUAUCAAAGUUAUAAGAAACGUUUGGCUUGUUGUGUGAAGCAACAGAUAUAUAACCCUUUCAGGUCAUGUUACGUUUGGACUUGGGGUUGGGACAGGGAGAGCAGCAGCCACAUCAGCCUAGGUGCUCAAAUGUGCACAUGAUUAUGGAGAAUAAUGACAAAGCUAAACAUCCACGGAGUUACUGAAAACCACCUUCAUGUUCCUGGCAGCAGGACUGGCGCUCCUGGUGAAGCCGUUGCCCUGUUUUAGCUGUCUGUCUGAAUGUGCUCUCCUUGCUGCCGUGAGUACUACAGGCAUACAGUAUAUUCCUAAGGACAUCAAUCUGGAGGCUGAGAUGCCUUGAUUCUUUGCACCUCUUUUCCAAGCCCUUACAUUUAAUUACUAAUUGAUGAGCAGCAGCUUCCUACAUACUGUAGGAGACUGCCAUGUUUUUUGCUAUCAUGAUUGGCUGGGCCUGCUGCUGUCCUAGUAAGAUACUCUGAAUUCCAUUUUAUCAAUAAAGCUUGAUUUAA